Molecule: messenger RNA, 3371 nt
Organism: Loxodonta africana (African savanna elephant)
Lineage: Eukaryota; Metazoa; Chordata; Mammalia; Proboscidea; Elephantidae
Gene: NFE2L2
Product: NFE2 like bZIP transcription factor 2
Exons: 5
Coding region: 1118-2893 (591 amino acids)
Biological process (GO): cellular response to oxidative stress; regulation of transcription by RNA polymerase II
Cellular component (GO): nucleus
Molecular function (GO): DNA-binding transcription factor activity, RNA polymerase II-specific; RNA polymerase II cis-regulatory region sequence-specific DNA binding
Source: RefSeq, a predicted model, not a curated record
GGUCGUCAGGGGACCGCGGCCCGCUCCUCCUCCAGUCUGUGGCCAGAGUCGGAACUGCAGCGGCCGCGGACUGGAGCCGCUGCGCGUGCGCUGGAGCCGGCGGAGAGGAGGAGCGGGGACCCUAGGGGCCGGGAUGGGUGUGGGGACGAGGCCGGGUGGCCAGACCGACUACGAGCCCGCGGCCCCCGAGGGGCACUGUGGGGAGAGUUUCUAAGCUGCCCCCGCGCGGGUGGGGCAGAGAACGUCACCGGCCGCACCCUGGCCGCCGAAGCUGGCACCGGGGAGCCCAAGCCGGCUCCCGGGGUGUGAGGGACGCUGAGGCGGCAGAGCAGGAGGGGGCGGACGGCCGCAGUCGGAGCCGGUCCGACCCGGCCCUUCCGCUGCUGCGCGGUUCCCCCGCCUAGGAAAAGGAGCGGGCAAAAAUGUGCCUAGUCACGGGGCUGCUCUCGGGGGAGCUGAGGUCUUCGCUGGGGUGCGUUCCAGAGCCCCUCCUCUGUCGCUGCCCCUCCCCGGGUCCUGCGACCUCCGCGCCGAGGGCCUUUGCGGGGCUUGCAGACCCCACCAGGCCGUCUAUGGGUUCUCGGUUACGAAAUAAUCAGCUGUCAAUCCAUGAAAUCACUCUUUGGUCAGCCUUGAGCUAGAAAGCCCAGCCCCCAGGGGAGGGAGGAAGUCCUGACGGCCCGUCGUGCUUGGAGCCUCGACGUGCGGCUGCCGGGCCGAGGGAGAGGUUGGGGCUCGUGGACCUUGGGCCGGACCCGGCAGCCCCUCGAGGGAGGUGGGAGAGAGGGCAGCGGACACUGAAGUCGGAGUGCGCGGCGCCCGGGGCUUCCCUUUCCGGACGAGGUGCCUCCCGGUGUUGCACGCCGCGUGCGUGGCCUCGGCCGCCUCAGCCUCCGUGACAGUGGCCGGUUGGUUGUCACGGCGGCCCUCGGUUGGCCCUUUCCUGCUUAUAGCGUGCAAACCUCGCCGCGCCGGGGCCAAGGGACAAGUUGGAGCUGUUGAUCUGUUGCGCAAUCGUUAUUUUCCCCAGAGCGGCUUUGUCUUUGGAUUUAGCGUUUCAGAAUUGCAAUUCCAAAAUGUGUAAGGCAGGAUAUUCUGUUCUGUGCUGUCAAGGGACAUGGAGUUGAUUGACAUACUUUGGAGGCAAGAUAUAGAUCUUGGGGUAAGUCGUGAAGUAUUUGACUUCAGUCAGCGGCGCAAGGAGUAUGAGCUGGAAAAACAGAAAAAACUUGAAAAGGAAAGACAAGAACAACUCCAAAAGGAGCAAGAGGAAGCCUUUUUCGCUCAGCUACAACUAGAUGAAGAGACAGGUGAAUUCCUCCCAGUUCAGCCAGCCCAACACAUCCAGUCAGAAACCAGUGAAUCUGCCAACUACUCCCAGGUUGCUCACAUUCCCAAACCAAAUGCUUUGUACUUUGAUGACUGCAUGCAGCUUUCGGCAGAGACAUUCCCGUUUGUAGAUGACAAUGAGGUUACUUUGGCUACAUUUCAAUCACUUGUUCCCGAUAUUCCCAGCAACAUUGAGAGCCCAGUCUUCGUUGCUCCUAGUCAGACUCAGUCACCUCAAAUUCAUGACCCUCAGGCAGCUGUUGCCCAUAUAAACGAUAUGCUGCAGGACGUUGAUCAAGUUUGGGAGGAGCUAUUAUCCAUUCCAGAAUUACAGUGUCUUAAUAUUCAAAAUGAAAAGCUAGUUGAGACUAGCACUGUUGCAAGUCCAGACACUAAACUGACAGAAAUUGACGACAAUUAUCAUUUCUACUCGUCGAUCCCGUCACUGGAAAAAGAAGUGGGUGACUGCAGUCCACAUUUUCUCAAUGCUUUUGAGGAUUUCUUUGGCAGCAUCCUACCCACAGACGACCCCAACCAGUUGACAGUGAACUCAUUAAAUUCAGAUGCCACAAUAAACCCUGAUUUUGGUGAUGAAUUUUAUUCUGCUUUUGUAGCAGAGCCCAGUAUCAGCAACAGCACGCCCUCUUCUGCUACUUUAAGCCAGUCACUCUCCGAACUUCUAAACGGGCCCAUUGAUGUUUCUGAUCUAUCACUUUGUAAAGCUUUCAACCAAAACCACCCUGAAAGCACAGCAGAAUUCAAUGAUUCUGACUCUGGCAUUUCAUUGAACACAAGUCCCAGCAUGGCAUCACCAGAACACUCAGUAGAAUCUUCCAUCUAUGGAGAUACACCGCUUGGCUUCAGUGAUUCUGAAAUGGAAGAGAGAGAGAGUGCCCCUGAAAGUGUCAAACAGAAUGGUUCUAAAACACAGCCAGUACAGUCUUCUGGAGAUACAGUCCAACCCCUGUCACCGUCUCCGGGGCACAGUGCUUCAGUGCAUGAUGCCCAGUGUGGAAACACCCCAAAGAAAGAAUUGCCUGUAAGUCCUGGUCAUCGAAAAACCCCAUUCACAAAAGACAAACAUUCAAACCGCUUGGAGGCUCAUCUCACAAGAGAUGAAAUAAGGGCAAAAGCUCUCCAUAUUCCAUUCCCUGUGGAAAAAAUCAUUAACCUCCCUGUGGAUGAUUUCAGUGAAAUGAUGUCCAAGGAGCAAUUCAAUGAAGCUCAACUUGCACUAAUUCGAGAUAUACGUAGGAGGGGUAAAAAUAAAGUGGCUGCUCAGAAUUGCAGAAAAAGAAAACUGGAAAAUAUAGUAGAACUAGAGCAAGAUUUGGAUCAUUUAAAAGAUGAAAAAGAAAAAUUGCUCAAAGAAAAAGGAGAAAAUGACAAAAGCCUCCACUUACUGAAAAAACAACUCAGCACCUUGUAUCUUGAGGUAUUCAGCAUGCUACGUGAUGAAAAUGGAAAACCUUAUUCUCCUAGUGAAUACUCCCUGCAGCAAACUAGAGACGGCAAUGUAUUCCUUGUUCCCAAAAGUAAGAAGCCAGAUGUUAAGAAAAACUAGAUUUGGCAGGAUUUGACCUUUUCUGAGUUAGUGGGGUUUUUUUUUUUUUUAAACUGUUAUACUAAAAACUACUGUGACAGGAAAUGCAGAAAUAUGUAAUUCUAUGCAAGAUUAUAAGCAAAACUAGUAUAGGAAAUAAUAUAAAACUUUAAAAAACAUUAAAAUGAAAGUUACCAGUAUGUUGAAUCAGUAGUUUCACUUUAACUGCAAACUUAAUUUCUUAGAACACCAUUUGGGCUAGUUUCUGUGUAAGUGUAAAUACUAGAAAACUUCUUAUUUAUACUGUUCUUAUUCAAUACAUUCACAGAUUUAUAUGAUAUGACAUCUGGCUAAAAGCAAAUUGUUGCAAAACUAACCACUAUCUUUUUUUUUUACAAAUACAUUAUGAACAAAAAAAGGCAUUUUUUAUAUUAAAUUGUUUAACUCUGGCAAAAAAAAUUAAAAAGCUGGUACUAAUAAAGGAAUAUUAUGACUGUUA